Messenger RNA from Striga asiatica, 2766 nucleotides. The record is from the annotation of a GenBank genome assembly. NCBI's taxonomy places the organism in Eukaryota, Viridiplantae, Streptophyta, Magnoliopsida, Lamiales, Orobanchaceae.
GAUUGACUAAAAAUAAGUUCUUUUUAGAGAGAGAAAUUGAGAGACUGCCGCUGUCUGCUUACGUCAAACCAAGGCCUUUCCUUUCCCCCUUUCUCUUUUUGGAUUUUAACAGUUAUUUUUGUUUUGCAUUUUAGCUCACUGAAGAAGCUAAAGAUUUGUGAUUUUUGAGCUGAUUAUUGAGGGAUAAAGCAGCUGCAAAAACGGCGAUAAUUGUGGGAAGUGUUGGUUCUUUAUUAUAGGGCUUUGAUGGUGGUUGAGAUAGGUAGUCGUAAUUGGGAAUGAAGAUGGUGUUUUGGCCAAAUUGCAAGAGCUUGACUAGAAAGGCUUCGAUUUGUGCGGAGUUGGGUUUCUAACCAAAUAAUCUCUGUCUCCAGCAAUUGAGAUUGUGGGAAGUCUAUCACGUGACCUGUUUUCAUUCAAUUGCCACCUAAAUUUGGUGCUGCAGUCUUACAGGGGAUUUUGAAUUGUUUAUAUUAUGGCACACCUCGCAGCAGCUUAUUUUGCUUCAGAACCAUCCCGAGGAGCCUCAAAUGAAACUCUGUACAAAGAACUCUGGCAUGCCUGUGCUGGGCCUCUUGUCACCCUUCCGCAUGAAGGGGAACGAGUUUAUUACUUUCUGCAAGGUCACAUGGAACAGCUUGAAGCAUCAACCAAUCAAGUACUCGAUCAGCAACUCCCUUCUUUCAACUUACCAAGUAAAAUUCUUUGCAAAGUGAUAAAUGUUCAGCUAAGGGCUGAAAAGGAGACUGAUGAGGUGUACGCACAAAUAACAUUGAUUCCUGAACAAGAUCAAAGUGAGAUCACCAGUCCAGAUCCGCCUCUACCUGAACCUCCGAGAUGCACUGUCCAUUCAUUUUGUAAGGCUCUUACUACUUCUGAUACAAGCACACACGGUGGGUUCUCGGUUUUACGAAGGCAUGCUGAUGAUUGUUUACCUCCAUUGGAUAUGUCUCAGCAACCGCCUUGGCAGGAGUUGGUAGCUUCUGAUCUUCAUGGCGACCAGUGGCAUCUCCGUCAUAUCUACCGAGGUAAAAAUCUUGUUUAUCAGUUUUGGAUGCUCAAGAGCGCUUGGUGGUUGAAUGCUGGUUCCUGGUUACAAUUGAAUGGUGGUGUUGCAACUUUUUGCCAACCAAGGCGCCACUUACUGACUACAGGAUGGAGUAUCUUUGUUAGUGCCAAAAAAUUGGUUGCAGGAGAUAUUUUUAUCUUCUUAAGGACGAGUCCAUCUGAAUUCAUAGUAAGUGUAAACAAGUAUCUUGAAGCUAAAAACCAGAAGCUCACGGUUGGGAAGAGGUUUAGGAUGAGAUUUGAAGGCGACGAGAUUCCAGAAAGAAGGUUCACUGGGACAAUUGUUGGUGUUGAGGAUCAUCCUUCAUCCAGGUGGCCUGAUUCUGAAUGGAGAUCGUUGAAGGUCCAAUGGGAUGAGCCUUCCUCAAUCUUGCGUCCAGACAGAGUAUCACCAUGGGAGAUAGAGCCAGUUGUGGCUUCGAAUUCGCCUAACUUACUAACUCAACAAAGAAAGAAACGGCCACAUAUGCCCAUGUUAGCUUCUCCUGUGCAAGAAUUAUCUGCAACAGGUACAUGGAAGCCACAAGCCGAAUCACCUUCAGCAUUCUCCUAUAAUGUUUCUUGUCAUGAACGAGACCCAUGUCAAUCACCAAAACAAGCUUGUCAGCAUGAUCUCGCCACUAAGAGUCAUGGCGAAAGUAUCAGAAACUCAGUGUACCAAUCUAAUCAACUAGAAAAUGCUGCAGAGUCAUUUGCACCUGUUAAUAAAAAGAGACAGGGGAGGGGCUGCAGGCUCUUUGGUAUUGACUUGAAAGGCCAUUCGGAUGAAGAAGACACUGCUACACGAUCAGUCUCUUCCCGAGAUGCUGUCGAGGAUUCUCAUAUUGCUAUGUUGGAUAAUGAAUUUGAGCAACAUUUAGGGCCAUCAAACCGCAAUCUUUCUGGUGUUCCCUCAGGAAGUUAUGAUCUCGACAAGUUUUGCCUCAGAACAUCUCAUGAGCAGUACAAUAAGCAAACUCGGAGUUGCACUAAGGUUCAUAUGCAAGGUGCUGCAGUUGGGAGAGCACUAGACCUGACCGGGUUCAAGUCCUAUGAGGAUCUAAUCAAGAAAUUAGAAGAUAUGUUCGAAAUUGAAGGUGAACUUUCAGGGUCAACCAAGAAAUGGAAGCUUGUCUACACAGAUGUUGAAGAUGACAUGAUGAUGGUUGGAGAUGAUCCAUGGCACGAGUUUUGCUCGAUGGUGAAGAAGAUUUAUAUCUACACGACAGAGGAAGCCAAGAGGCUUUCGCCAAAGAUUAAACUUCCCAUUGAUGAGUUCAAAUCAGGGACGAGCCUUCCAAAUGCUACCGUCGAAACUGAAGAACAGUCUUCCGCUGUGGGGUGCGGCAAAUGAUACACUGCUUGUCUUUCAGUACAUAUAAUAUACUUAAGAAACAGUCAAGGCAAAGAAAGAAGAAGACGAGUUGCAGAAAGAGAGAUAAUGGAGUCAACCAGGAUUUUGACUGUUCUGUUGGGUUACGAUAAUGUUGUGCACCAUAGAUGUACUGUGAUGGGAUAUGCCUGGUUGGAGUAUUUAUGCAGUUGUUAGAAUGUGCUGGGAUGGUUUUGUUUUUGUAUUUGUGUCAGUUGCCAGGAUUUUAUUAAUUUGAUGCUUAUACUUUUAUGCAUCUCCUUUAGGUUCAAGCAAGUCUCUGAAAGGUUUAUACUCAAAUGACGUUUGUAUGUAAAUAAAGGUGUUUUUUGUUGUUCCUUCUCUCG